AUGUAGUAUUAAGCAGCAUACUAAUCACCUUAACAACAAUAUAUUAAUCCUGGAUAGAUUGAUACUUCAUUUAACUCUGGAUUAGAAGCGAUCUCAAGAUGUCCAAGUAUUUUUAUCAAAUAACGUCCUGAUUAUUUAGAAUCUUUAGGAUUCUGUGAAAAAAAAAAUGUUUAUUAUGUUUACUAAUCUGAUACCUUGGGAAAUUAGCCAGACUUUAAGCAUUAAGCUCCUAUUUUUAAAUGUAAAGAGGAUAGUAGCUGUUGCUAAAGAAAUUUUCUUCCUGGAGCUUGCAGAGCCUUUGAUUUGAAAGUCAAAUAAUAUGAUUAAAAACAAGACACAAACACAGUAUUUAGAUUAAGCAGAGAGUUCAAAUGUACAUUUCUUUGUCUAGCUAGACCUAUUAUGGAAGUUUAAUUAUAAAAUGGAGGAAAACUAGGUUAUAUAUGCUAUCCCUUUAUGUGCUGCGAUAAGGGAGUUGAAAUAAGAGAUGAAAAUAAUUCCUUGUUAUACUCUGUCAAAGGAAGUUGCUGCCAAUGGCCAUUUUUAGUAAAAUUACCUUGUGAAGCAUGUUAAAGGGCAAGAUUUGAUAUUAUUGAUUCACAAGGAUAGAAAGUUUCAGAAUUAUGGAAAGAGUCAGCUGGAUUUUGUAAUGCACUAUGUAAUGUGGAUGCAACCAAUUUUAGAUUAAUGUUCCCUUAGUAAUCUACAAGUAGAUAAAAAGCGUUAUUAUUGGCAGCCGCAUUAUUCAUCGACUUUAACUAUUUUGAAGAAUCACCAUAAGAUUAAAAUAAGGAUUCUCUAUGAUUUUUUCAUAUAUUUAGAUUAUUAUUAAUAGUCAUGUUAAAAGCUUGCAUUAACAAGAAAUUUGAUGAAAUUAGUUAAUUAAAUUUAUUAUUUAUUCCAUUAAUAUUUAUUCGGAUAUAAA
Paramecium tetraurelia is the source of this 925-nucleotide messenger RNA. RefSeq lists its product as uncharacterized. Gene Ontology annotation, molecular function: phospholipid scramblase activity. The record is from RefSeq and is a predicted model, not a curated record. Gene Ontology annotation, cellular component: plasma membrane. NCBI's taxonomy places the organism in Eukaryota, Ciliophora, Oligohymenophorea, Peniculida, Parameciidae. Gene Ontology annotation, biological process: plasma membrane phospholipid scrambling. The transcript is spliced from 4 exons.